CAACAGACUUUUGUCUCAGCCUGCAGAGAUUGUUGACUUGCAUCCUAAGCAGAAGACAGUCUGCUGCUCAUCAUGACUCGCAACAAAUAUUUCAUUCUGCUUUCAUGCCUGAUGGUCCUUUCUCCAAGCCAAGGCCAGGAGGCUGAAGAAGAUCUACCAUCUGCCAGGAUCACUUGUCCAGAAGGUUCCAAUGCCUACAGUUCCUACUGUUACUACUUCAUGGAAGACCAUUUAUCUUGGGCUGAGGCAGAUCUUUUUUGCCAGAACAUGAAUUCAGGCUACUUGGUGUCAGUGCUCAGCCAGGCUGAGGGCAACUUUCUGGCCUCUCUGAUUAAGGAGAGUGGUACUACAGCUGCCAAUGUCUGGAUUGGCCUCCAUGAUCCCAAAAAUAAUCGCCGCUGGCACUGGAGCAGUGGGUCUCUGUUUCUCUACAAAUCCUGGGACACUGGGUAUCCUAACAAUUCCAAUCGUGGCUACUGUGUAUCUGUGACUUCAAACUCAGGAUACAAGAAAUGGAGAGAUAACAGUUGUGAUGCCCAAUUAUCAUUUGUCUGCAAGUUCAAAGCCUGAAAUCAUCUGAAAAAAAUAGUCAUACAGAGCCAGACAAGAAAAUACUAUGGAGUCAAAAGUGAAACUAGACCAUCUAUCAAAAGCAAAGUCAACCCCCUCUUCCUAGACAAACAUUCUUGCCUCACUGCCCUAUGGUAUUUUUAUCUCCAUUAUUGUAUGUAACCCUGCACAUUUAAAUAAAAAUACCUUCACAAUA
Messenger RNA from Rattus norvegicus (Norway rat), 766 nucleotides. RefSeq names its product regenerating family member 1 alpha (gene Reg1a). NCBI's taxonomy places the organism in Eukaryota, Metazoa, Chordata, Mammalia, Rodentia, Muridae. Gene Ontology annotation, cellular component: extracellular region. The record is from RefSeq and is marked provisional. The transcript is spliced from 6 exons. Gene Ontology annotation, biological process: type B pancreatic cell differentiation; pancreas regeneration; phosphatidylinositol 3-kinase/protein kinase B signal transduction. Bases 73 to 570 code for a protein of 165 amino acids.